Molecule: messenger RNA, 1946 nt
Organism: Perca flavescens (yellow perch)
Lineage: Eukaryota; Metazoa; Chordata; Actinopteri; Perciformes; Percidae
Gene: eif6
Product: eukaryotic translation initiation factor 6
Exons: 7
Coding region: 145-885 (246 amino acids)
Biological process (GO): cytosolic ribosome assembly
Molecular function (GO): ribosome binding
Source: RefSeq, a predicted model, not a curated record
AACGCAGGGUACGUCCUACGUCACCACGUUGACCCCUUGACGUUGCGGAAGUGAACACGUGUGGUAGAAGGAAAUCACAACGCAUGUUGAGAGGCCACGGGCUGUUUUCAGGAUCAGAAGUCAACCCUCCUUUUCACCGUCGCCAUGGCCGUGAGAGCAUCGUUUGAGAAAAACAACGAGAUCGGCUGCUUCGCCAAACUCACCAACACGUACUGCCUGGUGGCCGUCGGCGGCUCCGAGAACUUCUACAGUGUGUUCGAGGGCGAGUUGUCAGAAACCAUCCCGGUGGUUCAUGCAUCCAUAGCCGGCUGUCGCAUCAUCGGGAGGAUGUGCGUGGGGAACCGCCAUGGUCUCUUGGUGCCCAACAACACGACGGACCAGGAGCUGCAGCACAUCAGGAACUGUCUGCCCGACGCCGUGAAGAUCCAGCGAGUCGAGGAGAGGCUGUCGGCGCUCGGCAACGUGGUCGCCUGCAACGACUACGUGGCGCUGGUCCACCCCGACCUGGACAGGGAGACGGAGGAGAUCCUGGCAGACACUCUGAAGGUGGAGGUUUUCCGUCAGACGAUAGCGGAGCAGGUCCUGGUCGGCUCCUACUGCGCGUUCAGCAACCAGGGAGGCCUCGUCCACCCAAAGACGUCGAUAGAAGACCAGGACGAGCUGUCGUCUCUGCUCCAAGUUCCCCUCGUGGCCGGCACGGUGAACCGAGGCAGCGAGGUGAUCGCCGGCGGGAUGGUGGUCAAUGACUGGUGCGCGUUCUGCGGCCUGGACACCACCAGCACCGAGCUGUCGGUCAUCGAGAGCGUCUUCAGACUCAGCGACUCAGCGCAGCCCUCCGCCAUCGCCACCAGCAUGAGGGACUCGCUGAUCGACAGCAUGGCGUAAGCCGCCUGUGCCGCGGUCCCCCUGGUCUCUGGCGUGAAGCCGACGCGCUGCUGGACCUCAUGUCCCAACUGUAAACUCCUCGUUCCACCCAGUCCACUUCACUGUCCCUCCGACAUCUCAGCUCCCACCUGCAGCCUUGUUCCAGCCUUCACUCUGCACCCCGGCUUCAUCUUUCUCAAACGGUUCCACUUUGCUUUCAGCAAGGAAAAGAGACUGGUGGAGGGGGAGGGGGUCGUUUUUCUUCUGAAAGGAGAGAGCGUUGUGUUCAGAGGCUUACAGAUGUUAACGUGCAGAAACAGUGAAGUCGAGGAAUCUGAUAUUUCAGCCUUUUGUGGCACUUGUGUGAAUAUUUUUAACCAAACGGGGAGAAAUAAGAUUUGACGUUUUCUCCCAGUUUGGAUAGACCAAAAGUGGCCGAGGCUGUACUCUAGAAGGUGUUAAAAAUCCAAUUUAUUUUUGUGCCUGUAUCAUUAGAAAGUCACCAUAUAAAAGAGUGUCUAAACACACACACACAUUUAUAGACACACUGACAUACAACUCUUAGGUGUGUUGGGGAUGUAAUUCGAAACGAAAUGGGAACUCUGUAGACAGUGCAUCAGCGCUGUCGCUUCUCGCUUAAAGUCGGCCAAGAAUCCCGGUUUGGUUCCUCGCUCGGUUGCCUGCGCCUUUAAGGGAUUCAAACCCCCGACCGUUGCCAAUGUGUGUCUGAUGCUUAAAGAAUGUAACUAAGUACAGAGAUGAGGCAGUUGUUUCAAAGUAAGGCGCUCUUUGAAGGAUUUUAAGAGUCGUCUGAACGAGUGAUUAAUCAUUGGAUGUGAUAAUGUAUUUGUCCGCAGAGCUGCUGAAGUUCAACGUGCGCUAUGAUAAAACGUGCACGGGGAGAGCGUGACGGGAGUCGGUCUGGUUUGUCGUGUUUUUCAUCAGACCGCAUGAGUGCUAACCUUUUACUUCAGUCUUUCUGUAACAAACGGACGCCUGUCUGGGGAACUCAAAACAUGGUUAUUUCUUAAACAGUAUGUCUCGUCUGUCCUGUAAAAUCAAAUAAAGUCACCCAAUUUUUA